Molecule: messenger RNA, 1108 nt
Organism: Rhopalosiphum padi (bird cherry-oat aphid)
Lineage: Eukaryota; Metazoa; Arthropoda; Insecta; Hemiptera; Aphididae
Gene: RpL5
Product: large ribosomal subunit protein uL18
Exons: 6
Coding region: 158-1060 (300 amino acids)
Biological process (GO): translation; ribosomal large subunit assembly
Cellular component (GO): cytosolic large ribosomal subunit; ribosome
Molecular function (GO): structural constituent of ribosome; 5S rRNA binding
Source: RefSeq, a predicted model, not a curated record
UCUUCCAUGAUCGUGUACUGCCAAUUUUAGGUUAUGUUAUCUCCUUCUUGGAUUGUUGUCUCUUUUUGAGUCUUAGUACUUCUCUUGAAAAAUCAUUACUUUUGCACGGCGUAUUCUUUAGGUUUACGUCGUUCGUUUGUGAUUUUUCGUAUUAACAAUGGGUUUCGUUAAAGUAGUGAAGAACAAACAAUAUUUCAAACGGUAUCAAGUCAAAUUCAAGAGGCGUCGUGAAGGUAAAACCGACUACUAUGCGCGCAAACGUUUGAUCGUUCAAGACAAGAACAAAUACGACACUCCCAAGUACCGUUUAAUUGUUCGUUUCUCCAACCGAGACAUCACAUGCCAGGUUGCACACUCUCGCAUUGAAGGAGACAAAAUUGUCUGCGCUGCCUACAGCCAUGAAUUACCUAAAUAUGGUGUUAAAGUAGGUUUGACCAAUUAUGCUGCUGCUUACUGCACUGGACUUUUGGUUGCCCGAAGAUUAUUGAAAAAACUUGGAUUGGACCGUUUAUACGAAGGCUUGAAAGAGGCUAAUGGUGAAGAAUACUACGUGGAACCUGCAGAUGAAGGUCCAAAUGCUUUCCGUUGUAAUCUAGAUGUUGGUUUGAUGAAAACCAGCACUGGUGCUAGAGUAUUCGGAGCCAUGAAAGGAGCAGUUGACGGAGGAUUCAACAUUCCUCACAGUGUUAAGCGAUUCCCUGGCUAUGAUGCUGAAGCCAAGGAAUACAGUGCAGAAACACACCGUAAGCACAUAUUAGGCUUACAUGUGGCUGAAUAUAUGAAGAAGUUGGAGGAAGAGGAUGAAGAUGCCUACAAUCGACAGUUUUCUCAAUAUAUUAAAUUAGGAAUCGUGGCCGAUGAUUUGGAAAACAUGUACAAGAAAGCACAUGAAAAUAUAAGAAGUGACCCGAAACGAGAUCGUAAACCUAAGAAAGAUGUUGGUAAAGAGCCGAAACGCUGGAAUGCCAAGAAAUUGACCAAUGCAGAACGCAAACAGCGUGUUGUGGAAGCCAAAGCUGCGUAUCUUAAAGAGUUACAAGGCGAAGAGAUGGAAUCCUAAACCGUUUUGUUGCAAUUUAUUCAAUAAAAUAUUAAAAACUCUAUAAAA